AUAAUAAUUCAAAUUAAGUCUUUUUUAGGUUCCACAAAAUUAUGAACUUCGCAUUUCACCUUAUCAUUAAAAUCAAUUUCAAUCAGUUUAUGAUAAAAUUUGGAACCCAUCUUCUCCUCUUAAAAAACAAACACAAAUUACUUUCAAGUUCCAAAAAUUAGGUAUGUUUCGGCCGGGUUCGAACCGGUGACCUUGCCGCAAAAACUAAAAAAUUAAAUUCCAACUUUUUGUAUAUAUAAUUGAACAUAUUACUUAACAGGUUUCUCUGGCUCUCGAUCUCCGAGACUUCGACACAAGUCAGAUCGAGUCUCCAGCUUCCACUACUUUUCACUUCUCACUUGUUUAACCCUAGAAUUAUACAUUCACAGAUCUGUAUCUCCAUCUAGGGUUUAUACACACACACACAAAUAUGUCUGGUCUAGACCAAACUCUCGACGACAUCAUCAAAAGCAACAAGAAGUCCGGCGGCGGCGGCGGUCGAGGCCGGUCUUCCGGCCCCGGUCCUGCUCGCCGGUCUAAUAAUCGCUCUUCGAACCGACCUGCUCCUUACGCUUCUUCCAGGGCGCCAGAUUCAGCUUGGAAGCAUGAUAUGUUUAGUUCGGAUCAGGCGAUGGCGAAUCAGGGAUAUGGAGGUGGGAAUCGAGGUUCGUCGAUUGAGACUGGAACGAAGCUGUAUAUAUCCAAUCUGGAUUACGGUGUUUCUCAGGAGGAUAUCAAGGAGCUCUUUACAGAGAUGGGUGAUUUGAAACGAUGUGUAGUACAUUAUGAUCGAAGUGGAAGAUCAAAGGGAACAGCUGAAGUCGUCUUCUCACGUCGUCAGGACGCAUUAUCAGCCGUGACCAAGUACAAUAAUGUCCAGCUUGAUGGGAAGCCGAUGAAAGUAGAAAUUGUUGGAACGAACAUAGUGACUCCUGCAGCUCGGCAACCAUCUGCAAAUGGCAACGGCUCCAACUUUAAUGGUGUCCCUAGAAGUGGACAAGGAAGGGGUGGAUUUGGAAGGUCACGUGGUGGUAGUCGAGGUCGUGGAUCUGGAAGGGGACAAGGAAGUGGAAGAGGACGUGGGGAGAAGUUAUCUCAAGAUGAUCUUGAUGCAGAUUUAGAGAAGUAUCAUGCAGAGUCAAUGCAGAUAAACUGAAGUACCUUUGUGGGGUUUAGUUGAGAGAAUUUUCACACGUCAGACUUGAUCUGCCUCUCCACAAUAUCCUGUAAUUUAUGCUUCUAGUUAGAGUGAGAAAGAAGAAAGUAAUACUCUUGUAGAGCAACUAGUAGACCUUGGUUUGUGGAGUUUGGAGCUUGUAAUAUGAUAUUCUUUACGUUUUGGAUAAGAAUGUUUAUUGUUAUUCUGGACUUGCGAUCACAUAGUACAGAUAUAUCUCUUUUGUUUGCCUAAAUUCAAUGGAGUUGAGGAGAUUAAUAUUUAUGGCAAAUUUGUAGUAGAUUUUUUUUUA
Molecule: messenger RNA, 1448 nt
Organism: Daucus carota subsp. sativus
Lineage: Eukaryota; Viridiplantae; Streptophyta; Magnoliopsida; Apiales; Apiaceae
Product: THO complex subunit 4A-like
Exons: 5
Coding region: 410-1135 (241 amino acids)
Biological process (GO): mRNA export from nucleus
Cellular component (GO): nucleus
Molecular function (GO): mRNA binding
Source: RefSeq, a predicted model, not a curated record